AAACGAAGAACGGCAACUACGUUAUGGCCGACGUUCAUGGUGACCUCGGAAAAAUAGCGAGGGGUUUAUGGUUUUCGUCGCCCACGCCCAGGACCCGUUGUUUCUUCCCUUCGGCCCAGAAGAUAAGUGAGCGUCUUUAAUUGGCAUCCUGAGCCGCGUCUGCGAGAUUUUUGCAAAAAAUAUAGGUGUCAUAUUAGUAGGCGCAAUCGCUGCCCAAGAUGGCGGACGUCGAGGGACAACAACAAACCCUCAUGGUAGCUGGCGCGGGGGAUGAGCUUGCGAGCUCGGAGGCGGCCGCCGACGACAAGCUCGAUCAGGCCACCGUGCAGCAAGUGCAAGUCAGCGAGUCCGGCGAAAUAACGGCGUCGGACAUCUUGCAGCAGGCCUUUCAGGAAGCGUCGGGCGAGUUCGAGCAAGUGGCGGUUACCUACGCCACGGUCGAAGACGGCGUUGCGGUCUUGCACGGCGCCCUUCCAGACGGAAUCUUGCAGCAGCAGGUCAGCGAGGACGGGCAGAUCGUGCAGCCGGUGACUUUAGCCGACGUCGUCAGCGACACCGGAGCGGAGGCCGCCGAGCCGACGGCCGAGGCGGCCGAGACCGAAGAGCCCGCCAAUACCGCCGAAGAUGACGCCGCCACUGGCGAAGCCGUUGCCGACUUCGUGGACGAAAGCGGAGCGGAGCAGGCCGUUCUCGUCCAAGACGACGCCGUCGAAGAGGGGGGAGACGAAGACGCAGCGAUGCAGGAAGACGAAGAGCCUGCGGCCGCGUCGCCCGAGUCGGAAGAAGCGACCGCUUCGUCGCCGUCGGUUCCUGUCCGAAUCCAGCCCGCUUCGUCGUCAUCGGGCACUCUGCAGCAGAUCGGCUUGCCGCAGAAACAGUCGUCGGCACCGCUGGGCUCCUCCGAGAACCCGAUUCAGAUCAUACAGCAGGGCAACACGUACCACUCGACCCAGGUCCUGUCACCCGAACAACUGCAGCAGAUCGCACACGUCCUCCAGCAACAGCAGGUGAACCGCGCCAUUCAGAACGGCGGGUCUGCGGUGGUCUUCAACCCCCAGACGAACACGAGGAUUAUCUAUCGGGUCAUCUACCCGUCCGAGCUCGGCAGCAAGUCAUCGUCGUCGUCGACGACGACUAGGGCCUCCUCGGGACGCGGUAGGGGGACGUACUCAACGCGAGGUCGCGGGCGACCGAGGGGACGCGGUUUCGCGAGGAGAGUCGUCGAUGAGGACGACCCGCGUAGCGACGGCCCCGAACUGUCGCGAGAGGAGAAAGAAGAGAAGAAGAAACACCGGCCGCGGACGCGGUCGGGGCGCAUCUCGAAGCCGCCGUCGUACAUGGUGAAAGACUACAAGCGCAUCCACCACCUCGACUUCGACGACGAGCCGUACGACGACUCGGACGGGGGUUACUCCGACUACCAGGUCAGCGACGACGAGGAGCGAAGCGGGAGGCGAUCGUUUACGGGUCUGGGGGGCCGUCCACGCAAUUACAAGUGUCCGACGUGCUCCAAGUCGUACAUCGGGCGUGGAGGUCUUUGCCGGCAUCUGCGACUCUAUCCCGACCAUGGCAACCCGUCCGAUGUUGAGGAACUGAGCGUCCACGACGAAACGUCCAACACGCCACCGCCUUCGUCCGCCAUGGAGCGGCGGCCGGGCGAGGGCCGGUCCUCGGACGCGGGCGACCGCAACCCGGCUAUGAUGGCGGCGCCGCAGAGGAGCCGCUACGCCGACCUCGCCUCCAUCCGCAGAAAGUCGCGCCUCCGAGAGGCCGCCAGGGCGUGCAGGGACGAAGAAGUCAUGGAGGUGGUCUUGCCUCGUGUCACGGAGAUGGUGUCCCUCUGGGAGUUCCUGCUCAGCAAGUGCGAGAAGGGAGACCCGCCUCAGCUGCAGGUGCCAGACAUGCUGAUCCAAAUGGAGGAAUUGCUCAGGGAGAUGCGGGCCCUGGGGCAGGAGUCCCUCAAGGCCGUCGAAAGCUCGGACGUUGGAGGCACCCUGGUCAAGAUCGAAGACGAGGCAGUGGCGCAGGCGCUGGGCCUUCCAACGGGUCUGUACUCGGUGCUCGAAGAGGAGCCCGCCAAACCCGUCCCGGUGACCCGCAAGCGCCCGCGCCAGGACGGUCAGGCUUCCCAACAGGGCGCCGGCUCCCAGCAGGGUGGCGGCGGCACCGUGGAGUUUGUGACGCCCGAGGAGAUGGUGGCGGCGCUGCACGGAGAGCCGCUGCCGCCCAACAAGCGGAUGCGUCUCGACGACGAAGACUCCUUCGUCGUGCUGCCCCCAGACUCGGAGGGCGCCAAGACGGACAAGGAGACGGCGGCCAUCAUCGAGGCAACCCUGAACAGCGACUCGCUCUCGGAAAACAUGCUGGAGAACCUCGAGUUCGCGGGGCUUCCCGUGGCAGACGAGAACGCCGUCACCAAUGGCGGCGAGGAGCAGGAGGCGGCGCCCGUCGCCACCACAAUCGUUCGGCAGGCGAAGCCGGCCGCGGUGAAGCAGACAACAGUGGUCACGACGCAGCAGACAACGAGGCCGUCCCCCAGCAGCUUCCAGUUCGUGCAGCAGGCAGGGACCCAGAAGAUACAGAUCCUUCCGGGGCAGUCACUGCUGAGCCGCAACUUUGUGCGGGUGGUGACGUCCUCGGAAGGCACCCCGGUUGCGAACGACGCCGCUGCGGCCGCCACCGCCGUGACGGUUGUGCCGCAGGAGUCGGCGUCCCCCCCGGAGGCCGAAGCCGCAGAGCCGGCCGUGCAGCCGGAUGAGCAGCCGGAAGCCGCCGACCAAGCCGCAGCGGGGGAGGAGGAGGAGGACAAGCAGACGGAGACCCUGGUGCAGGUUGUGGAGAGUCAUGGCAACGAGGAGGACUCUCAGCACGAGGUCACGCAGGUGGUGUGCGCCGAGGAGGAGGGGGAGUCCCAGAACGGGGGGGAGUCUCAGCCGGUCAUCCGGCAGUACAUGCUCCCGGACGGGCAGAUUGUGAGCGCCUACGAGGACGCCGAGGGGGGCCUGGUGCAGCUGGCAACCCCCGAGGAGGAGACCACCACCGCUCUCGGAAACGUGGUCAUCGUCCACAACCCGGACGGCACCACCACCCUGCAGGUUCCCAACGACGGAAGCAUCCCCAUCGAGACUGUCCAAGCCCUGUUGGCGAUGGACCAAUCGGCCAUGGUGGUUCAAACACAAGAGGAAGCAACGGCGGAGACGGCGUAAUCGGGCGGAGAUCUGAAGACUGCGACAGAACCGGAAAUUCGGACGGCGUGAAUCCGGGGACGGUUUACAGACGAAUUGGACUAGCUUUCGCCCACGCUCAGACGUGCCGGGACGUGCGAACGCGUGCCAGUGUGAACCAAGUGUUGCGCCGAGGAAGCAAGCUACGAGCUGCUGCACCCUCGCGUCGGAAGUUUGACGACGGAGCUUUCGUCUGCUCGAGACUUUGUUCGGACUGCGUGCAUGCCGUGCCAUUUGCAGACUGUUCCUUACCUUUGUUUCUGCCCCCUCGAUGCACCUUUGUCUGCACUGUCGUCUUUUUGAGUAGGCGUAAGUUUGACUGGUUUUUUGUUUACUUAUUGAGUGCACCGUAUUUCCGAAAUACAGCUUCGGUUCGUGGCCGCCACGGGGGAGAAGCUGCGCUCGUAAUGAACGCAGCAGCGACGCGGUUGUACAUAUUUUGGUGUCUCACAUCGGCGGCGAGUCGCCGUACGGCUGCCGCGAGGCGCGUCAACAUUUCGACGAGACUAAGCUUGUUCAGUGGGACGGCCGAACUUCGUUCCAUUUAUUCGCAAACUCGUUCUUCCGUUUGGCGAGCACCUACAUCGAGAUCAUAUUUAGCAUGUCGGUCAGUAGCGCCACUUUUUAAAAGGGUCACCAAGCCGCGUCUAGCUUCGAAGGCGCCGUUAAUUAAGGUACGAGUCUCUCGAGCUAAAAACAUUCUUGAGCGCUACAAACAGGAAGUUUGUCCGUUCCUUUUCUUUUUUUUUUCUUUCGAUUGUUUACUGUGGGUCGCUUGCCAAAAAAAAAAAUGUUUGCCAAAACUCGUCAACGUUGCGUUCUCGUCGCUGCGUCCUCGGGAUCACCACCACAUGCUGCACAGGUCGUUUUCCCUCGUACCUGCGCCUCCUUCUCGUUUGAAUGUACAGUCGUCGAGCUCGCACACAUCUGCCACACUUCAAAGGUCGCCGUCAACCAUGCACAUCGGAGGAACAAGGCUUAUGAAUUUGCAUUCGGCGUGUUCCGGAAGCCUCGGCGGAAAAGUCCCGCAACCCCUUCGCUGUACAUAAAAGCGGGGACGAGACGACGCUGCAAAAUUCCCGUUUGGGGAUGCCGCUCCGACCAAAGUACAACUCUCACACAUGUAAAGAAGCGGAGGCAUCUCGACGAUCCACGCGCGCACACCUUCAUAUCCGCACGCGGGUUCAUUGCGGAAGAUACAACGUGGGUCCUUUCAAUGUCAUUCUCAUCAUCUCCAUUAGCGCCACGCGCUCAUGUCGUUCUAAUGUUUAUCGAGGCAUACGUGUACAAAUAGCUACAACGUUGUACAUACAUACCCGCUUACAAUCCCUGCCUGCUCUGUUUUUUUUUGUAGCCACUCUUUAUCUAUUUACCGAUGUUGUACCAUGCCCUCGCAGCCACGAGGGACGUGCAAGUUCUUGGUCGUUUUUUUCCCCCCUUCGUAUACAUUUACGCAUUGUAGGUUUGACCCAGAGAAAUUCGGUUGCUCUCUGAAAGCAAUGUGCCGCACUCUUUGAUAACAUUUUUUCUAUUAGUUCCUUGUUUUUUUUUUUGCUUGUGUAGAUAAGCCUCGGUGGCUUGCAAACGAUAUAUGCCUCUGGUGGGUCAUUCACAAACACCAUGUAAAUGUUUUUUCCAAAGCGCCGACGUGCAACAAACUGAAAUAAAAGUUCUCUGGGGUAAGUUGCGAAA
Messenger RNA from Ixodes scapularis (black-legged tick), 4916 nucleotides. RefSeq lists its product as uncharacterized. Bases 219 to 3206 code for a protein of 995 amino acids. Lineage: Eukaryota; Metazoa; Arthropoda; Arachnida; Ixodida; Ixodidae. The record is from RefSeq and is a predicted model, not a curated record. The transcript has 10 exons.